Molecule: messenger RNA, 2088 nt
Organism: [Candida] anglica
Lineage: Eukaryota; Fungi; Ascomycota; Pichiomycetes; Serinales; Debaryomycetaceae
Source: the annotation of a GenBank genome assembly
CACAAACACGCCCCACUAUCACCGCAAUCACAAAUUUAGACCAGGAACGACACAAAAUCGAAUUGCGUCACUAAAAUUGAGAGAGGUGAACAAAUUCAAAAGAUAGCAGUGAACGAUAUAUCCUGAUACAGUAUCUACAACUGGAGCAAAAAGAUAUCUCUGAAAGUGAUCCCCCCCUAUGGUUGCAGAGCUUCUUAUAUUACGAUAUUUGGCCCAGGGUCCAACUAAAGCUCUGUCUCGGGCCGAGGUUCCGUCCAAGGCUCAGGCAUCGACCCAUGCUCAUCCUUUAACUUCCGCCCUGUCAGGCGCCACACCACUGACACAGAAACAGUCAGACACCCUGAACGGUGCUUUUGAACAUAGUAAUAUCCAUUCUCUGACAACAACCCAUUUCUCAUCGUUUGUUGCGCUUGUGUCGUUUCUCUUCUCCAAGGGGAAUGCAGAACGAGACACCAGCAACGCCACAGUCAUUGUGCUUGACCACCAAGCCACCACAGCCUCAGCAUUGGACGCGUUACCUAUCGAGGACAAGAAGCUUCUCUUGAGGUAUUUCUUCAACCAUUUGAACGUUGUGGUGGUACUGUCAACGGAGGCACAAACAAACAUUAAAGAAAUCAAUACUCUUACCGCAAAGAUUUCUUCCUCUGUUGGAGAAAGAAUCGUACGGGUGGAGACUUGGACUGGUACUGGGUUCAACAGCUUGGAUGAUACAUUUGAAGAGGAAAGAAGUGACUACCUUCCUACCAUGUCAGCGGUACUUUUAGGGAACACCAAUAAAUCGUACAACACAAGAAUGAAAGUUAUACAACUUCAUAAGAUUUUGAUGGAAGAAAUUGACUUUGAGUCACUUUUAGCUGAAAGUGGGAAGUCUCAUUUGGCCAAAUUAUGUCUGUUGGUUGGUCAUUGGUCAUUCCCAGCACAUGAGUUGAGUAAUGAUGAUUUAGUGUAUUGUGUUUAUUUGAUGAUUGAAUAUGCCUUGAAGCAAGUCAAGGAACAUGAACAGACGUCCACAGAGGCAACUUUGUUAUUUCCCUCCAAGAACGAACUUCUUGGACUUGUCUUUAUGGUGAGAGAUACAUAUAAGAAUGGGAAUCCAUUCCAUAACUUUAGACAUGCCACCGAUGUGUUGCAGGCUACAUUCCAUUAUUUGGUUAGAUUAGGGUGCCUCCCAGUGCCAAAGCAAUUGCAAAUGGAUCCAAACGCUUGUGAAAUGGAAAUAUUGGAGAGCAUUAAAAAGGAUGAUGAUGGAUUGUAUGAAACAGAAUUUGUUGCCAUUAAAACCCCUCAUGAUCAUGACCAUGAUCAAGACCAAACGCAUUUGAAUCCACUUCAAACGUUUGGCCUUUUAAUUGCAGCUCUUGGCCAUGAUGUGGGCCAUCCUGGUGUUACCAAUGCCUUCAUGACCAAAUAUUGCUCUCCAACAUCACUCAUUUACAAUGGACAAUCAGUCCUUGAACUGUAUCAUUCGUCUGUAUUCAUUAACAAGAUUCUUUGCAUCAAUUGGCCAACUCUUCUUUCGAUCCACACAGAUCCUUCAUCCACUUCAUCGCCAACCAUGAGGCAAUUUAUCAUUUCAUGCAUUCUUGCCACCGAUAUGGCUGAACAUUUUGAAUAUAUUGGGAAGAUUUCUCAAUUUCAAAAGCAUCUGGAUAGUUCUCUGAAGGAAAAGACUGCACAACUCAUUUCCAAUUUACUUAUCAAAUGUGCUGAUAUUUCGAAUGUUACGCGACCACUUCGAGUAUCUGCACAAUGGGCAUUGGUAUUAUCUAGAGAAUUUGAAGAGGUUGCUACUCUUGAACGGAAACUCACCACCAGAGACUCUUCCAUGGUAUUAGAACCACAAUACGCGAAACUCCCCAAAGCUCUUGAGGAUACGGUAGCGUCACUGCCUGACAUAUAUAAGGGACAGAUUUUCUUUAUCAACACAUUUGCAGAAAAUUUGUUCCAAAAUGUGGCUGAACUCUUGCCAGAACUUAAAUACACUUGUGAAAUCAUUCUGAGUAACAAGGAGUAUUGGUUUGGAUGCAAAGAUAGUUAGACUCGAAAGAGACAUAGAUUUAUAGAUGAGAAUAUACGCGAUAAUACAUA